Messenger RNA from Selaginella moellendorffii, 1693 nucleotides. Its product is annotated as U-box domain-containing protein 26. Gene Ontology annotation, biological process: protein ubiquitination. The record is from RefSeq and is a predicted model, not a curated record. Bases 162 to 1406 code for a protein of 414 amino acids. Gene Ontology annotation, molecular function: ubiquitin protein ligase activity. NCBI's taxonomy places the organism in Eukaryota, Viridiplantae, Streptophyta, Lycopodiopsida, Selaginellales, Selaginellaceae. The transcript has a single exon.
ACUCUCCAAGAGCACAAAGUGGAGGAAGUGGAAGGCGAAGUGGGCGGUGGAAGGGGAAUUGGAACGGACGAUCGGAGGUUAGAGUCGAUUGGGGGGCCGGAUUGGGUCGCAGAAUCUGCAAGAAUUGAUUGAUCUUGGGGCCGCCCAGCAGUUCGAUUUGCAUGGCGACCACCAUUCCCCCCCUGUUUAGGUGCCCAAUCUCGCUGGAGCUCAUGCGAGACCCCGUGACGCUGUGCACGGGGAUCACAUACGAGCGCAAGAGCAUCGAGAAGUGGAUCGCCGAUGGGAAUUCGACGUGCCCGGCGACAAUGCAGAGUAUGCCCAGCACGGAGCUUGUGCCCAAUCUCACACUCCGGAGCUUGAUCCACUCGUUUUGCAGCUCGCUGACCAAGGAUGGCCGGCAAGAGGAGCAAGGCUGUGAAAUUCUAGGAGCAGUGACGAUCCAGAGACUGUGUAGCUCGUCAAUUGGACUAGCGCAGGAGCUCCGGAGCGUGAGGAAGAGCUUGAUCAAGCAGCAGCAGAAGAUGAGCCCUCAAUUGCGAGAGGAUUUGAUGGCAGCGGUCAUGGCGGUGCUGGAAUCGCCAUCCAGUAGCAGCGAGAUUGUCGAGGAGGCACUGGGCACUAUCUUGUUCUUGAUGCCCACCACCUCCUCCAAGAACGCCGACGAUCACGACACACUGACACGGCUGGCGCGAUCAUCCACCGCAAUUCUCUUGUCUCGCAGCUCCAGCACGGAGGCCCGGAUAAACGCCGCUUCGAUCGUCGAGAAACUCGCCAGCGCCGACUGCGAUCUCAAGCUCCAACUGGGCUCCAGUCAGCCCCUUCUCGUCGCGCUCGUCGGGAUGCUCGCGAGCGAAUCAUCCACCACGGGCAAGGGGAGGAGGAAUUCGAUGCCCCGCGCGGGGCUCGAGGCGAUGCGAUCGCUCCUGGAGCUCCGGAGGAACAGGGCCCGGCUCGUCGCGCUGGGUGCCGUACACCGGGUCAUUGAGCUCUUACCCGAGCUGGGCAGCCGGUCAUGUACGGAACUCGGACUGUCUGUGCUCGAGCUCCUGUGCCGGAGCGCCGAGGGGAGGGAUUCCUUCGCGGGCCACGAGCUGGGGAUGUUCGCGGUGGCCAAGAAGAUGUUCCGGGUCUCGACCCUCGCCACCGAGCUCGCAGUCUCGAUCAUCUGGAGCUUGUGUAAGUUCUCCAGCAGCGAGGGAUUGAUGCGCAAGAGGGCGGUGGAUGCGAAUACGUUUGAGCGAUUGCUGCUGCUGCUUCACGUAGAUUGCAGCGCCGCGACUAAGCAGCAGGUGUAUGAGCUCCUGAAAUUCUUGCGCCAGGCGUAUAGCGAGGAGCCGUGCAUCAUCGCGGCGCCGGAUCGGGCACUGCCAGAGGCCGUGGUUCCGAUCUAUCCGCGGUUUUGAGAGGAUGAUCCAGCGAGUUUUUGUAGGAGAAAACACAUUUUUUUGGAUGAGCGAUGCGCAGUCUCAUUCACUCAUGAAUGUCGAGAAACAGACACUGGAAUUUGGCAAGCUUUUGGUUUUUUUUCUCUCUCGUGUAUGAUUCUGUAUAUCAAAUUUGUUGCUUCUUCACCCUCGAGAGCUGCCAGAUUCGAAUUCUCGGCGAGAGGAAUUUGUUUUUUCGUUUGUUCGUGCGUGCGUGCGUGCGUGCGUGCGUGCGGCGGUGAGAGCGAAUUGGAGAAGAAAAAAGA